Molecule: messenger RNA, 1467 nt
Organism: Olea europaea var. sylvestris
Lineage: Eukaryota; Viridiplantae; Streptophyta; Magnoliopsida; Lamiales; Oleaceae
Product: homeobox-leucine zipper protein ROC8-like
Exons: 5
Coding region: 17-1177 (386 amino acids)
Molecular function (GO): lipid binding
Source: RefSeq, a predicted model, not a curated record
AUACUGUUUAUGGCAGAUGUACAAAGAAUUGCAGGUUCUUUCGCCAUUGGUUCCGACUAGGCAAUUCUAUUUCCUACGUUUCUGUCAGCAAAUCGAGCAAGGCACGUGGGCAAUUGUCGAUAUUUCCUAUGAUCUUCCUCAUCAAGAGAACCAAUUUGCUGCUUCAUGUAAAACUCACAGGCUUCUUUCUGGAUGCUUGAUACAAGAUAUGCCUAAUGGUUAUUCCAAGGUCACUUGGUUGGAACACUGGGAAAUAGAAGAUAAAGUUCCAAUACAUAGGCUUUAUAUGGAUCUUAUUCACAGUGGGCUGGCAUUUGGAGCUGAAAAAUGGCUUUCAAGUCUUCAAAGGAUAUGCGAAAGAUACGCUUGUCUGAUGGUUACCAGCAAUUCGAGUCAUGACCUCCUUGGAGUUAUUCCUUCACCUGAAGGGAAGAGAAGCAUGAUGAAACUGGCACAGAGGAUGGUUAACAACUUCUGUGCAAGCCUAAACCCUUCUAAUGGCCAACAAUGGAGGACACUUUCAGGGUCGAAUGAAUUUGAAGUCCGAGCAACUCUUCAUAAGAGCACCGAUCCUGGCCAACCCAAUGCUAUGGUUCUCAGUGCUGCCUCUACAAUUUGGCUUCCCAUUCCUCCAGAAAAUGCCUUCAGUUUCUUCCGGGAUGAGAGGACUCGACCUCGGUGGGACGUCCUUUCCAAUCAAAAUCCUGUUGAAGAGGUGGCUCACAUUGCCAAUGGCUCUCAUCCAGGGAACUGUAUAUCUGUUAUUCGGGCAUUAAACACUAGCCAGAGCAACAUGUUGAUACUCCAAGAAAGUUGCAUAGACUCAUCGGGAUCCCUGGUCGUCUACUGCCCUGUCGACUUACACCACAUCAACAUAGCCAUGAGUGGUGAGGAUCCCUCAUAUAUACCUUUGCUACCAUCGGGAUUAACCAUCUCGCCCGAUGGCAGGCCAGAUCAAGAAAGGGGUGUCAAUGGAGCCUCGACUAGUUCAAAUACCGGUGGUGUUGGUGGUAGGUUACCAUCAGCAGGUUCACUUAUUACAGUUGUGUUUCAAAUACUACUAAGCAACUUGCCAUCUGCUAAAUUGAGCGCUGAAUCAGUCACAACUAUUAACAACCUUAUCAGCAACACUGUCCACCAAAUUAAAGCUGCCUUGAAUUGCUCUACUUCCGGAUGAUACCUUAAAUUCAGCUUCUGGUGCAUGUUUCACAAGUGUUUGUCGCCUUUAAUUAUGCGUAAUGAUCAGAAACUGACUAUUUUGGUUAGUUGGGAACUUUGAAUGCUACUAUCAUCAAUGGCUGAAACUGACUUAUUGCUGCUGCCUCCUGCUGUUUUUGCUGCCAAUCCUCAUUACAAUUCGCAGCAGCUUUUAUUGAUCUUGUCUAGUUUUCUGCUUAUUAUCGCUUUUACUUAAAUGACGGAGUCAAGAACGCACCAUAUGGAUCUUUCCUGCUGUGGGUUAUGCUU